UGACACAGACCGUGCAGACUGUCAGUGUUUCGUCACAUCUAAAUAAAAAUCGUUGUGUCGGAGUGGUGCUUACUGUACUCUCAACACCGUGUCACAAAAUUUUAAUAUUUCACUGAACGUUGUUCAGAUGUUAUACCGCUACAAAAAAUUAAAGAAUAACGAUUGACAAAAACAGUUCACUUGGUAUCUCAAAGUCGGCGUGUGCACAAUUCAUUUCUUGUAGGCUACAGUUUUUCUUGAAAAAGUCUUUGGUGAGUUUUUUUUAUUGUCAACAAUGGCUAAAACACGUCCAGAACUCGAAGUCCUGAAAGGCAUUACACAGUUUACAACCGACCUUUACAAGGUUUUAGCUAAAACACCAGGAAACGUCAUAUUUUCCCCUAUUAGCGUUCAUGCUGUUCUUUCAAUGUCUUACCAAGGUGCCAAGGGUACAACUGCUGAAAAGUUUGCCUCCACACUGAAAGUACCUGCAGCUGCAGCUGCUGCAGAAGGGUACAACUUUGUGAUGAACCGCCUUAAUUCUGUUCCGAAUGUUACACUUUUGAUGGCGAAUAAAAUCUUUCUUAAGAAGAGCUAUCAACUCUUGCCAGAAUUCAGCAACGCCGUUAGUGAGAAUUUCCUAUCUGAAGUACAAUUACUUAAUUUUGCUGCAAAUGAGGCAGCUGCGGCAAGCAUUAAUGCCUGGGUUAAGGAAAAAACUAAAGACAAAAUCAAGGAUAUAAUUAACAAAGAUAAUUUGGAUGAAAGCACACGUUUAAUACUUGUAAACGCCAUCUACUUCAAGGGGAAUUGGGCCAUUCCAUUUCACAAGAAUUCCACUAAAACUGCUCCAUUUUACCUCAUUAAAGGAGAUAAAGUAAAUGUACCAAUGAUGAAUAAAGUAGUGAAUCUCUAUUAUAAAGCAGAUAAAAAGUUAGAUGUCCAAAUUUUAGAACUUCCUUAUACUAACGAGAAUCUAAGUAUGAUAAUUAUUUUACCUAACAAGAGGAAUGGACUUGAUAAGCUGGAAAAAAAGCUGGCUUCUUGUAAAUUAAUGGAGAUAAUGCAACAGAUGUGGAAGGUGAAUGUUAUCGUACAGUUACCUAGAUUCAAAAUUGAGCAAACUAUAUUUUUAAAUGAUCCCUUAACCAAGCUUGGACUUGGUGAAAUUUUUGAUCCACAUGCAGCUAAUUUUGGUGGUAUGAUUACGUCAAAUGAACAACUAUUUGUGAGCCAAGCUGUACAGAAAGCUUUUAUUGAAGUAAAUGAAGAAGGGGCUGAAGCAGCAGCUGCCACUCUACUGGAGGCGACGUUUUAUUGCGGCGGAAGGAGCGGUCCCCCUCCACCAAAGAAAUUUAUAGCAGAUCACCCAUUUAUUUAUUUUCUCUGUGAGAACAGAAUUAAUCCUCUUUUUGCCGGACGCCUCUCCGAUCCGAGAAAUUAAUGUUAAAUUUUGGAAUAGCCAGUAAUCAUAAUUAUAUAAAUUGAAAUAUACAGUGUACUAGUAUAUUUUACACUUACGUUAGGUAACAU
Messenger RNA from Zophobas morio, 1512 nucleotides. Its product is annotated as leukocyte elastase inhibitor-like. The record is from RefSeq and is a predicted model, not a curated record. The transcript has 4 exons. Gene Ontology annotation, molecular function: serine-type endopeptidase inhibitor activity. NCBI's taxonomy places the organism in Eukaryota, Metazoa, Arthropoda, Insecta, Coleoptera, Tenebrionidae. Bases 275 to 1423 code for a protein of 382 amino acids.